GAGGAGAAACAAAAACGAAAAGUGAAAAAUAAAUUUUAGAAGAAACCACAAGUGAGCCAAGGAGAGGAGAGAAGUAUCUAAAUAGACAAACGACUGCCUACCAAAAAUUCGUGCGCGCGCCGUACACAGCAAAAACGCUUUGCAUAGCCGACGCGUGCGUCCAUAAGUAGCUGCUGCUUGUUUUGGUCACAGAAGGUGAAGAGCACAACUCUGACACUUGUCAGUUGCAUUGGAAUUUCGCGCAACGAACUGACAGCAGCGUCCGUCAGCAGCCUCACUAACAGCCAUCGUCGCUGCAGAGAAAAUGACGUUUCAUCAGCGGUCAAUAGGCGCAACAGCUAUUGGAACAUUUCGAGCAACAUAUUUGUAAACUCAACUAUAAAUAGACGACGACGACGGCGACGCAAACAACAGCAACUACAAAAACGUUUAGAAUUCGCCAAAUACGCAACACGAGCAGUUGGUUUUUGUGUACGAAUUCGAAAAUUGUAUAAAUUGCAAGGAGUACGGAGCAAAAAAUAAAAAAACUAAGCUUUUUGAAGAAAAAGUAGAGGGGCGAGACAGUGAAAACUAGCGCGCGUCAUUGCACGCAAUAGAAUCCAGUGCAGUGUCAGCCAGCAGAAAGGCAGUUGGGUGAGAGCAGUCAUCAGUAGAUAGGCUCCGUCACACUCCCAAAGCAUUAUCCACUCAAAAAACUUGCGAUACAAAUUGCCUUGCUUUUGCUGUGCGAGUGUGCCUGUGGCACAGCGUGUUGUUGGUAAUGCAGAUGCAGCCAUAAAUUCGCGUAUAAAGUAACUUAACUCAAAUAUAGUAUAGAAAUUUGAAAAAGAAUUUGAAUUGAAUACCAGCAGUAGCAGCAGCAGAAGUUUAUAAAUUUUGAAUUUUUACGGCUAAGACAAGAUGAAGCGACGCAAUGCCGAUUGUGGCAAACUACGGCGACCAAUAAAGCGUAAUAAAAUUACAGAGGGCAUGUAUGGCAGCGCAACUGUCCUGUACAUGAAAUUCCUUGUACUUUGGGCCAUUGUGAUAACCGCCGAUUUUAUGUUUAUGUUUCGUUUUGAAUUUUUAUGGCCUUUUUGGCUACUUUUACGGUCGGUGCAUGACUCAUUUAAAUAUAAAGGCUUGGCAUUUUCUGUGUUAUUCGUAUGCAUUGCAAUAACAUCCGAUUUGGUGUGUUUGUUUUUUAUACCAGUGCACUGGUUGCUAUUCGCAGCGAGCACUUACGUCUGGGUGCAGUAUGUAUGGCACACAGACAAAGGCAUUUGUUUGCCAACAAUAAUACUUUGGAUGCUCUUCGUCUAUCUAGAAGCAGGCAUCAGAUGGAAGGAUGCACGUCAUAUGCCACAUUUAGACCUAUGUCGUCCAUUUGCCGCGCACUGUAUUGGUUAUCCGGUGGUGACGCUGGGCUUUGGCUUCAAAAGCUACAUUGGCUAUCGAAUGCGACAGCGUAAGCAACGUGAAGUUUCGAAAGAGAAUGAAUUUUAUAUGCAACUAUUGCAACAAGCCCUGCCACCAGAGGAAACAACAGACGAUCCAGCGGCAACGCAAUUGUCACCUGUAACUGGUACCACUGUGCCGGCGGUAGCCGCUGGUCCUUACAGUAGCAGCAGUGGUGCGUCUGCGGCGCAAACUGCACAAAACUCCUCCGCUUCUUCCCAUGCAUCGACAGUGACGGCGGCAAUCAGCAACGCAUUUAAUGCAUCCAGCAACUCUGCAACUGCAAAUGCAACCACAUCAGCUGCUUGCAGCGCGCUCGCCACGGCAAAUGGCUUGCUUGCAUCAGCGACAGCAGCAGCGGCGGCAGCGGCAGCGACGUGUACUAGCAGUAGUACGAGUACGCAAGCACAAAAUCAUCAUCACCAGCAUCAACAACAAAAUCAUAAUCAUCAUCAGCAGCAGCAGUAUCAUCAUAAUCACAAUCAAACGUCGACAUCGUCACCGCACGAUCAUCACAACAACCACAGUAAUGCCAAUAGUAUUGGUGGAACAGGUGGUGGUAUUGGUAGUAAUAGUGGGGUUGGCAGCGGUGGCAAUUAUAAUAUAAGCAGUAUAUUGGCUAGCGUGGCAGCAGCAGCGGCGAACGCGUCAACUGGCACAGGUGUUAGUGGUGCAUCUGCGACACUUGGCGAUGAUAAAAAUUACUUACAAAUUCAAAGUGGCGGCGGCAGUAGCGGUGGUGCAUCCAUAGCAGCAGCAGCAACUACUAACAGCAAUAACGCUGGUUUUGGUGGUGGUAGUAGUGGUGCCACAUCCAAUGGCCACAUUGGCGGCAAGAGCCACCGUCGCAGUAUGGACAAAGAGAAUAAAAGUAGAAGCGGCGGCGGUGGUGGCGAUGCGGAUUCCAAACAUAACAAGAGCAACAACAACAAUAGCUAUCCAGCUGCUGAUAGUGGCAACAGCAACAAUAAUAGCUCUGGUAAAGACCGUAGUGAUUGGGAAACAAGCAGUAAUUGUCAGGCGAAUUCAACGCACCAGCAGCAAACGAAGGAGAAAAGUGAUGAUCAUCGCACGUCGAAAAAAUCGAACUCACAUACCGCUUCCGGCGCGGCGUCAACGGUGGCGAAUGGUAAUGUUUUGCAGUAUGACGUCGAUGAUGCUGUUACCGUAGAACCAGUCGAACGCACUAAAGGACGUCGCAACCGUGCACGCAAAGAUAAUGCUUCCAAGGACAAUCACCACAAUAAUUCGCAUAACAAUAGCAACAAUGCGAAUAACUCCAAUUCUCACUCGCACAAUCAUCAUCAACAGAACAACAACAAGGAUGCUACAGCAACACAAAACCAUAAUGGUACUAGCAAUAAUAACAAUAACAACAACUCCGAUGCCUCAUCGGUCUCCUCAUCCACCUCAUCAGCCAGUUCCACAUCAUCUUCAUCCUCAUCUGGAGCGUCUGCUUCAGCCUCGUCCACCAUCUCGCAUAUAGCCUCAAAAGUGGUCUCAAAAAUCUGUGAAUCAUGUCUCAAACUGGAAGCGGACGUCAAGAAGUACCGCACGGAAUUGAGUCACAUGAAACAAAUUGAAAAUGAACUGCGUCAGAAGCUCGAGUCAAAUUUGACUACGAAAUCCUGUUUGCAGGCCAAACAGAAAGAGUGUGACGAGCUCGAGAAACGCAUACAGGAGCUCACGAAUGGCCGGCACGCCGAUAUGUUGCAACUGCAGACUAUCGAGCGACGUUUGGCAGAGGAGCGUCGCCAAAAGCAAUCGCUGGACGCACAAUUAAAUAACGAGAAGAAAGCCCGCAAAAAUGCCGAAGAAAAAGCAGCCCGCCCGGAAUGUAGUGCACAGUGCAAGCAACGCAAACAGCAAAUAGACGAAGAGCUUAAGCAGCUGCGACGCGAUCUGAAAUCAGCCGAAGAAGCAAAGCAGAUGGCGGAGCAGCACGGCCGCAAAUGGGAGCAGGAGUUGCGUAUGUUUGAGGCUGAGAUACGUAAUCGCGAUUCAGCGCAGCCUGGCACUGAGAUGCUGAUGAAUGCAUUAGCCGCGAUGCAGGAUAAAAACUGUACGCUUGAAAAGAAUCUUUCGGCCGAGACGAGAGUUAAGCUGGACUUAUUCUCAGCUCUGGGCGACGCCAAACGGCAACUGGAGAUAUCGGAAAGUCGCCGUCGCUCCAAGGAGGAUGAAGUGCUUGAUUUAAAGGCAAAAAUAGCUCAACUGCUCUGCGUUAUGCCUACAGAUCAACUGCUGCCUGCCUGCGGCUCAGCCAGCGCGAGUUCUAUGUUACGUAUGAAUGAUACGCCACCGCUGCAGACAGGUCCCGGGCCUGCAUCGCCUAUGCUGAGCAGCCUCAGUGCUGCAGCAGCUGCACAUCAAGCCGCGGCGGCGGCUGCAUCAGCAGUAGCCGCGGCAGCUGGUCAUCCGCUAUCAGCACGCGGGGGUCCACCGAAUUCUGUAGCCGACUAUGGUAUGCAGCAAGCGCCGCCCGAUUAUGUAACGGCUCAGCAUCAACAUCAACACCAGCAGCAACAACAGCACCAGCAGCAGCUCCAUCAACAGCAACAGCAACUUCAGCAUCAGCAGCAACAACAGCAAUUGAAUCAACAGCAACAUCAGCAAUUGAAUCAACAGCAACAUCAGCAGUUGAAUCAACAGCAACAUCAGCAAUUGAAUCAACAGCAACAUCAGCAACAUCAACAGCAUCAGCAGCAUCAGCAUCAGCAACACCAGCAGCAUCAUCAACACCAGCAACAACAACAACAGCAACAGCAGCAGCAAGUGCCCGUAUCAGUGGGCCCAACUGUAUUUGUGUCGGCGUCCUCACCGGGUGGUGGCAGCGCUGGUGGCGGCAGCAGCGGCUCCAGUCUUGACCCGAAUGCGACUGUGUACACACCGAAGGGUGGACCUGCUGCAUCUGGCAGUGGUGGGGUUGGAGUCUCAGUAGGCAGCGCCGGUGAUGCCUGACAACAUCCUGCAUCUGUGGGUUCCGUCAGCCACCUGAUGCGACGUAACGUUUGAGAUUGAGAUUAUUAUUUAAGUUAUUGAUACAUCCUCAACAGAUACUGCAACAAAAACAACCGCAUCUACAACAGCAUGUAAUAUUAAUACAACUAUUUGCAAGAUAUUUUAAAAAACAAGCAAGGAGUGUGUUGGCAGUAAGUUAUAUGGUUUGUAAAAAUGAGAAAAAGAUGAUAAGUUUGAGGUAGACAUCAGCUUGCUAGCUUAAAGCAGUGCUCAGUGCAGUUGCAAACCAUUCAAGAAGGAAAAUACUAUUGAUAAACAAAAACAAAAAAAUUAUUAACUAACAGAGCAAAGGAUACAAAAUCAGCAAGAACAACCAACAUGAACAUGGGCAUGAAAAUUCAAAUGAACAUGAUAUUAUCUUAUUGAAAAAAAAAAACACAAGAAAAACAAAAAACAUAAAUUAAAAGAAAAAUGAAAGAAACUACAUAA
Molecule: messenger RNA, 4887 nt
Organism: Rhagoletis pomonella (apple maggot)
Lineage: Eukaryota; Metazoa; Arthropoda; Insecta; Diptera; Tephritidae
Product: macoilin-2
Exons: 10
Coding region: 901-4398 (1165 amino acids)
Biological process (GO): neuronal signal transduction; chemotaxis
Cellular component (GO): nuclear membrane; rough endoplasmic reticulum membrane
Molecular function (GO): microtubule binding
Source: RefSeq, a predicted model, not a curated record